This is a messenger RNA of Hemiscyllium ocellatum (epaulette shark), 1753 nucleotides long. RefSeq names its product eukaryotic translation initiation factor 2, subunit 3 gamma (gene eif2s3). Gene Ontology annotation, molecular function: GTPase activity; tRNA binding; translation initiation factor activity. The record is from RefSeq and is a predicted model, not a curated record. Lineage: Eukaryota; Metazoa; Chordata; Chondrichthyes; Orectolobiformes; Hemiscylliidae. Gene Ontology annotation, cellular component: cytosol; eukaryotic translation initiation factor 2 complex. Gene Ontology annotation, biological process: positive regulation of translational fidelity; formation of translation preinitiation complex. The coding region runs from base 71 to 1489 and encodes 472 amino acids. The transcript has 12 exons.
CGCUGGGAGGGUUGCAUCAUUCUGGGAGCGGCGGUUGGCGGGCGGUUCGGCUCGGGAGGCCCAGAGCAGGAUGACGGGAGACGAUGCCGGUGUCACCGUAGGCCAACCGCACCUGGCGAAGCAGGAUCUCGGCUCCUUGGACGUUAGUAAAUUAACACCUCUCUCUCCUGAAGUUAUCAGCAGGCAAGCUACGAUCAAUAUAGGCACAAUUGGUCAUGUAGCCCAUGGCAAGUCCACUGUAGUUAAAGCUAUUUCUGGUGUUCAGACUGUCCGAUUUAAAAAUGAACUGGAAAGAAAUAUUACUAUCAAGCUCGGAUAUGCCAAUGCAAAGGUUUACAAACUUGAUGAUCCUAGUUGUCCGAGGCCUGACUGUUACAGGUCGUGUGGUAGCAGUACACCAGAUGAGUUCCCUUCAGAUAUCCCUGGAACCAAAGGAAAUUUUAAGCUAGUCAGGCACGUUUCUUUUGUGGAUUGCCCAGGGCACGACAUCUUGAUGGCUACUAUGUUGAAUGGAGCUGCUGUCAUGGAUGCAGCUUUGCUUCUGAUAGCUGGUAAUGAAUCUUGCCCACAGCCUCAGACUUCAGAACAUCUGGCUGCUAUUGAAAUCAUGAAACUGAAACAUAUUCUGAUUCUGCAGAACAAGAUUGACCUUGUAAAGGAAAGUCAAGCAAAGGAACAGCAUGAACAGAUUCUUGCUUUUGUUCAGGGUACAGUUGCAGAAGGAGCACCAAUUAUUCCAAUCUCAGCACAGCUAAAAUAUAACAUUGAAGUAGUGUGUGAAUAUAUUGUAAAAAAGAUUCCAGUUCCCAUUCGAGAUUUUAUAUCUGAACCGAGGCUAAUUGUAAUUCGAUCUUUUGAUGUCAACAAACCUGGCUGUGAAGUAGAUGAUCUAAAAGGUGGUGUGGCUGGUGGCAGCAUUCUGAAGGGAGUAUUAAAGGUAGGGCAGGAACUUGAAGUUCGACCUGGUAUUGUGUCAAAAGACCAUGAGGGGAAGCUGAUGUGCAAGCCCAUCUUUUCAAAGAUUGUGUCACUCUUUGCGGAGCACAAUGACCUUCAGUUUGCAGUACCAGGUGGCCUUAUUGGUGUUGGAACUAAAAUUGAUCCAACUUUAUGCCGUGCUGAUCGUAUGGUGGGACAGGUGCUUGGUGCUGUUGGAGCUCUUCCAGAAAUCUUCACAGAACUGGAAAUCUCCUAUUUUCUUCUCAGGCGAUUGUUGGGUGUGCGUACAGAAGGAGACAAGAAAGCAGCAAAGGUACAAAAGUUAUCCAAAAAUGAGGUGUUGAUGGUAAAUAUAGGAUCCCUUUCUACUGGAGGAAGGGUCAGUGCUGUGAAAGCUGAUUUGGGGAAGAUAGUGCUCACAAAUCCAGUGUGCACAGAAGUUGGUGAAAAGAUUGCCCUUAGCCGAAGAGUAGAGAAACACUGGCGUUUAAUUGGCUGGGGUCAGAUAAGAAGAGGUGUAACGAUAAAGCCAACAGUUGAUGAUGAUUAACCUAGAGAGAAUUAUAUCAUUGAAGAGGACAAGUGGACUGCCUGUCGCAGUAUAUAACAUUUCCAAAUACAGUUAAAUACUACUUAAACAUGGUUGAAAAGAACUUAUGGUAUCAAGCCAGUUGACUUGGAAAAGUGAUUUUUUAAAAAAACUGCAAAUAUCUCCUGGUGAUAAAAAAAACUAAUUUAUAUUUGAUUAGAAAUUGUUUUCGCUGCAAGAAUAAAGUUUCAUUUCAAUCAGGUCUGUCAACAUUGGCAGUCAGUG